Anopheles gambiae (African malaria mosquito) is the source of this 2331-nucleotide messenger RNA. It is a transcript of the gene RpA-70, whose product is annotated as replication protein A 70 kDa DNA-binding subunit. Gene Ontology annotation, biological process: DNA replication; nucleotide-excision repair; meiotic cell cycle. Lineage: Eukaryota; Metazoa; Arthropoda; Insecta; Diptera; Culicidae. Gene Ontology annotation, cellular component: DNA replication factor A complex; nucleus. Gene Ontology annotation, molecular function: single-stranded telomeric DNA binding; damaged DNA binding. The record is from RefSeq and is a predicted model, not a curated record. Bases 288 to 2126 code for a protein of 612 amino acids. The transcript is spliced from 3 exons.
GCGGUGCUAUGUUUUUCCAUGAACUUUCAUGUCGCGUCAUGUCAGUGACAGUUGCGGAAGUUUUGGCGCCUUCUUCAUCAUUUCCCUGCAGCCGCCGUAUACAAAGCAAUCGGUUGUGCGUUUUUGUUGUUUGUGGCGAAACUUUUCCCUCGUAUUUGCAAUCGUUUUCGGUGUUUCAACACACAUUUUCCGUCUCUCUGUGCAGUGGAAGUGUAGUUUGGGAUAGUGGUGUAGGAAAGGAAAACCGGCAGCGUAUCAAAAACACCGUCCCGCACACCUAAAACACAAUGAGUUCCCACGGGCUGACUGUUGGUUUCCUUGCGGAAAUCAUGCAAGGUAACGAGCUGCAAAACCCGGUCGUACAGAUUCUCGGCUCCAAGCGCAUCGCCGGCAACGGGGAACAGUCCGAGCGCUUCCGGCUGCUCAUAUCGGACGGUAAGUCGCUGUACAGUUUCGCCAUGCUGGCCACGCAGCUGAACGAUCUGCAGAAGCAGGACAAGCUGCCACAGUACACCAUCAUCCGGAUCGAUCGCUACACCACCUCGGUCGUGAACCGGAACGAGAAGGGCGAGAAGCGGGUGCUGAUCAUCGUCGAGCUGACCGUGCUGAAGGAGGGCAGCUUGGUGGGGGAAAAGAUUGGCGAUCCGCAACCGAUGACGGACACACCGUCCCAGCCGGCCACCACGCAGGCCCCUGCCCGCCCGAUGGACACUGGCAGCAGUAGCAUGGGCAAUGGUGGUUCGUACGGCAGCGUCAACCGCUCCCUGUCGGGCGGUUCCGCCGGUCCGACGCAAUCGAUCGGCGACUCGCUCACCCAUCCCAUCUCCUCGCUCAGCCCGUACCAGAACAAGUGGGUGAUCAAGGCGCGGGUGAUGUCCAAGUCGGGCAUCCGCACGUGGAGCAAUGCGAAGGGCGAGGGCAAGCUGUUCAGCAUGGACGUGAUGGACGAGUCGGGCGAGAUUCGCAUCACCGCGUUCAAGGAGCAGUGCGACCGGUACUACGACAUGAUCGAGGUCGACAAGGUGUACUUCAUCUCGAAGUGCCAGCUCAAGCCGGCCAACAAGCAGUACACCAGCCUGAAGAACGACUACGAGAUGACGAUGACGAACGACACGAUCGUGCAGGAGUGCAAGGAUGCGGACGGUUCGAUGCCCGAAAUACAGUACAACUUUGUGCCGAUCUCGCAGAUCGCCAACAUGGAACCGAACGCGAUGGUCGACGUGAUUGGCAUGUGCAAGGACGCGAGCGAUGUGGUCCAGUUUACGGCGAAAACGUCCGGCCGGGAGUUGCGCAAGCGCGAAAUUACGCUCGUCGAUUCGAGCAACGCAUCGGUGCAGCUGACGCUCUGGGGUGACGAUGCACAGAACUUCCCCGCCACCACGCAUCCGGUCGUGCUGCUCAAGGGAGCGCGGGUGUCCGAGUUCGGUGGCGGUAAGUCGCUCGGCCUGAUCGGUGGCAGUGUGAUGAAGCUCAAUCCGGACCUGGAGAUGGCACACAAGGUGCGCGGUUGGUUCGAGAACGGUGGCAGCGAGGCGUCGGUUAGCAGCGUGUCGGCCCGCACCGGUGGUGCCGCCGGCGUCAGCACCGAGUGGCUGUCGUUCCAGGAGGCGAAGGAUAAGAACCUGGGCGCCGGCGACAAACCCGACUACUUCCAGGUGAAGGCAAUGAUACACACGAUCAAGUCGGCAAACGCGGUGUACAAGGCGUGCCCGCAGGCGGACUGCAACAAGAAGGUGAUCGAUCAGGAGAAUGGCCAGUUUCGCUGCGAGAAGUGUAAUGCCGAGUUUCCCAACUUCAAGUACCGGCUGCUGGUGAAUAUGCUCAUUGGCGAUUGGACGUCGAACCGCUGGGUGACGGUGUUUACGGAGCUGGCCGAAGAGAUGCUGGGCAAAUCGUCGCAAGAGAUCGGCAGCAGUCUGGAGUACCAGAAGGAGGAGGCGGAAAAGCUGUUCACCUCGAUCAGCUUCAAAUCGUUCGUGUUCAAGCUGCGCACCAAGGUGGAGUACUUUGGCGAGCAGCCGCGCAACAAAACGUCCGCCGUCAGUGUGGCCCCGGUCAAUCACAAGGAGUACAAUGCGCUGCUGAUCAAAAGCAUCCAGGAGCUAACCGGUGUGGGCAAAAACUAACCCAACCCCUCUCUCACACACACUCAUAAGCGCGGCAUGUUUCGGUUUGGAGCAUAAGUAUACACUUCCAUCCCGUUUUCUUUCCAUCUUGCUUUUUUCUCUUACUUUUUAAAAUUAGUUCUACAACUACUACACACAUACAAACAAACACACAUUAUACAGCGAAUAAAAAAUAUGAGUGUCUCUUGGCGGACGCUACUCAUAA